AGGCUUGACUCCGCCUUCUUACUCUGCGAGAGGGUCAAUGGGAAGCCUGGAACGCAGAAGAUUCCCGCCUUCGCGAAGUUUGCUAGCGGGAGUAAACUCCGGGCAGAAGUUCUGGUGCCCUUGGCAGCGGCGGCAUGUUCUACGCGGUGCGGAGAGGUAGGAGAAUAGGAGUGUAUGGCACCUGGGAGGAAUGUAACGAACAAGUUCAUAGAUAUCAGUCUGCCAGCUUUAAGAAGUUUGCAUCAAAGAAAGAAGCUUGGGCUUUUAUAAAUGAAGAGUCAGCAGAAUCAUCCAUUUCUUCAACAGAUAUAAAUACUAUCUGUGUUACCUUUCACCUUUGGAUGAAUAAAUUGAUAAAGAGAAAAGAUCAUCUCUUAAUGCCAUGCUUUGGUGAAAAGCCGAACAAUUAUAGCUAUUACAGUAACAACACUACAUCUGAGUCAUAUAACGAAAGAUCAUACAAAAGACAAUACGAAGAGCUUUCAGAGAACAAAUAUACAAAUAAACAUGUAAAAUACACAGAUGUUCCUUAUACUCCUCCGGCAAAUAAGGAUGAAUUCUUAUACAAAGGCCUUGGUGAAAAGCCGAACAAUUAUAGCUAUUACAGUAACAAGGCUACAUCUCAGUCAUAUAAUGCAAGAUCACACAAAAGACGAUACGGAGAGCUUUCAGGGAGCAAAUGUACAAAUAAGCGUGUAAAAUACACAGAUGUUCCUUAUACUCCUCCGGCAGAUAAGAAUGAAUUCUUAUACAUGGGAGAUUAUGUAACUGUUUAUACGGAUGGAUGUUGUUCAAGUAAUGGACGCGAGGCAGCACGUGCUGGAACAGGUGUAUAUUGGGGACCUGAUCAUCCUCUAAAUAAUAGUGAAAGACUUCAUGGACGGCAAACAAAUCAAAGGGCUGAAAUACACGUGUGACAAGCUGGAUCCCAAACUGGAAGAUUAACGGUUGGAAAACCAGUGCAGGAAAAGAAGUAACAAACAGAGAAGAUUUUGAAAGGCUUGCUAAGCUUUCAGAAGGCAUGGACAUCCAGUGGAUGCAUGUUCCCGGUCAUGCUGGCUUUCCUGGAAAUGAAGCAGCUGAUCGAUUAGCAAAAGAAGGAGCUGGAAAAUCGUUAUUUUAGCAUUUUAUUCCCCAAAUACUCCACUUAGUGAUAAGAAUAAAGAUUAAGCUUGUUUCAUGUUAAUUUUUGUUGAGUUUAGAAUGCUUUAGAAUAAAUGAGACCGAUAUUUGGCUUAAAUGGUGAAGAAUGUAAAUGCUUUUUAUGUACCCUAUAUGUUGUCAGAGCAUCUCCUCUAUUUCUCAAACUGUGUCCAAGAGUUGAAUGUUUGCAUCUUAUUAGUUAUGUAAAACAGCAUAUUGGGAAUAUAUAUAUGUAAAAUAACUACUUGCUUGGACAACAAUAUGUUCUUAAGGGUUUGUUUAUCUUGAUUUUGUUGUCUAUACAAAUAUACAAUACGAUAUUUUACAAUUCUCUGCAAUACAGUACAGAAAGGAAAGUACAGCACAGUACAAAAUCAAAAUUACUAAAUCAUACCUUACCUAAUAUGGUGUAAACUCUUGUAUGUAAGACCAAUGUUCACAGUAUAUUCAGGUGUUUAUAUUUUUGGAGCAAAUUGCUUUGUUACUUAUAUAAAUAAAAAGUUCAUUGGUGCUGGCAUACCUAAUAGAUAAUGCUGGCACAAUAAACCUGUUUGC
Protobothrops mucrosquamatus (brown spotted pit viper) is the source of this 1698-nucleotide messenger RNA. RefSeq names its product ribonuclease H1 (gene RNASEH1). Lineage: Eukaryota; Metazoa; Chordata; Lepidosauria; Squamata; Viperidae. Gene Ontology annotation, molecular function: magnesium ion binding; RNA-DNA hybrid ribonuclease activity; nucleic acid binding. The record is from RefSeq and is a predicted model, not a curated record. Gene Ontology annotation, biological process: DNA replication, removal of RNA primer.